This is a messenger RNA of Rotaria sp. Silwood1, 1566 nucleotides long. The record is from the annotation of a GenBank genome assembly. NCBI's taxonomy places the organism in Eukaryota, Metazoa, Rotifera, Eurotatoria, Philodinida, Philodinidae.
AUGCCAGUUAGUAUUCUUGUCAAAUCACCUUUUACAACUGAUAUUGAUUCAAUUCAUCAUUAUCGUCCUGUUCAAUCUCCUGUUACUAGACAUCGCCGUACAUCUAUUGUAUCAAUUGUUCAACCAGAUCCAUUGAAAAUUGUAUUACCAACAGAUGAAGUAACACUGAAAAGACAUCUUGGUUUAUUUUCAGGAAUCUGUUUUAUUAUUGGUAUCAUCAUUGGUUCUGGUAUAUUUAUCUCACCUAAAGGUGUUUUGCGAGAAACACAAUCAGUUGGUCUCUGUUUGAUCAUUUGGGUUGCAUGUGGUUUAGUUUCUUUACUUGGAGCACUUUGCUAUGCAGAGAUUGGUACAGUAAUACCUAGAAAUGGGGCAGAAAUUGCGUAUCUAAAAGAAGGUAUUGGAUCGGUUCAUGAAAGAACAGGCGAUAUAUUAGCGUAUCUUUUCUGUUGGACAAAUACAUUUAUUAUGAGACCAUCAAGUAUUGCAGUUCUUAGUCUUAGCUCUGCUCAAUACUUUUGGUCUGGCAUUAUACAAGAAUGUGAACUUCCAGAAGGAUUAAUCAAAAUGACAGCUAUUUUUGCUCUUUUGAUGUUGAUCAAUAUUAAUUGUAUCAGUGUGUCUGCAGCUAAUCGUCUUAAUAUCAUAUUUGUUAUCAGCAAAGUAUCGUCUAUUUUAGUAGUCGUAAUAGCUGGUCUUAUAAGAAUGGGAAAAGGACAUACACAAAACUUCCAAAAUAGUUUUGAUGGUACGACUAAAAAUCCGUUGGGUGUUGCACUUGCAUUCUACUCUGGUCUUUGGGCAUAUGACGGAUGGAAUUGUCUUAAUUCAGUGACAGAAGAACUCAAAAAUCCUAAAAGAAAUCUAUGGUUAUCUAUUGUAUUAGCUUUACCUUCUGUUAUGAUCCUAUAUGUUCUUACUAAUAUUUCUUAUUUUACUGUAAUGAACAAAGCAGAAUUACUUACUUCUCAAUCUGUUGCUGUAACGUGGGGCGAAGCUGUAUUAGGUCCAGUUGUACGUGUUCUGCCUAUUAUCAUUUCUAUUAGUGCAUUAGGUAGUGCUAAUGGAAGUAUCUUUGGAGGUGCUCGAUAUUGUAUGGUUGGUGCUCAGUAUGGAUAUUUGCCAGAAGUAUUUGCAUGUAUUCAUUUACGAAGAUUGACCCCAAUGCCUAGUGUUGUCCUUCAGGGUGUCAUUGCAAUUAUGUUUUGUUUUCCAAGUAAUAUUGACGAUUUGAUCGACUUUUUUAGUUUUGUUGCAUGGAUUUUUUAUGGAUUAACAUUUGUUGCUACACUUUGCUGUAAAUUUACUAAUAGGAAUGCAGAACGAGUGAUCAGUGUUCCUAUUCCAUUGAUUAUCAUUAUUGUUCUUAUCUCAAUUUAUUUGGUUAUUGCACCUGUAAUUACAUCGCCAAAUAUUGGAUUUCUUUGUGCAGCAGUUUUGAUUCUUUUUGGUUGUAAUAUUGCUUUGUUAGCACGUUCUAAUGAUGUUCUUGAAAGUGUAGCUACAGAAUGUUCAAAAUAUGAUGUCAAAGCUCAUGUUAUUAUUUGUGAUAUGUCAUCAAAAUAA